AUGUGGCACGAAGCACGAAGACAAGAGCGUUUAAUUCGCGGCUUAAUAGUGGACUAUCGACGUAGGGCUGAACGACGAAAAGAUUUCUAUGAAAAAAUAAAAGCAGAGCCAACUCAAUUUUUACAAUUACAUGGAAGGGUGUGUAAGAUACAUUUGGAUCCAGCUGUGGCUGCAGCGGGAGAAGGGCCAGCUAUUAUGAUGCCCUGGCAAGGUGACACCAGCAAUAUGAUUGACAGAUUUGAUGUUAGGGCACACCUUGAUUAUAUACCAGACAUCAAAGUGCCAGACAUACCUCCAGAUGAACUUAGUCAAGAGGAGAGGCAGUGUAACUAUGAGCGAUACAGAAUCCUUGCUCAAAAUACUUUUCUUGGAAUAAGUGAAGAUAAGUUCCUUAAACAACUAGCAUUGGAAGAACAGUUUGGCAUCACCAUUGAGGAGAAAGAGAUGCAAAAGGAGCGUUUAAAUGAGAAAAAGGGGACAGGUGUAGCAAUUGGAUACAAUUAUAAUGAUCCCGGAUCUCAACCAUCCUGCUCAAACGGCCCUGAACUAACGGAAAGUAAGGAUUCUGAUGAUGAAUCUGAUUUAGAGAUCAUUGAUGUUGAUCUGAGCAUUGAUGUCAACAAAAUGAAGGCUGCACAGGCUCACGAGUUAAAUGCUGUGGGACCUCAAUAUGGUAUGACUGGAUGUGAUCUGUUCUCAUUUCUUACUGGUGACGCGGAUGAAGCGGAACAUCAGAAGCAAUUAUUGCGAGAAGAGAAGGAAAAAGCAUUGUUCUCCGGUAGAAAGAGUCGCAGGGAGAGACGCGCACAUCGGGAUAAAAGACUGCCUCCAUUACCAACAAGUCCACCGAGCUAUGCAGCUCCAGCUGAGAAGUCAAAAGAAGCAUCGCCUGCACGUUCGAAUACGCGAUCGCCUUCUCCUGAGGUGGAGAAUAUUGAGUUCAUCACCUCGUUUGGGCCUGAUGAAGAAGAUAAACCACCACCCACACCAAAGCCUCUCUAUUCUGAGAAACUAAAGAAGAAUCUUAAGAAAAAUAUGCUCUAUUCAGAAAUCGUGAGAAAGCGAAGAUCCAGGUCAAGAUCCCGCGAUAAACCCCGACCUGUAAUGGGACCGCGAUUCAGGGACUCGAUUUCCCGCUCGAGGUCUAAGUCUUAUUCAAGAUCCAGGUCCAGAUCCAAGUCCAGGUCUACUUCUAGGUCCCGAUCCAGAUCAAGGUCUAAUUCGUCCUAUCGAAGGUCUAGAUCUAGGAGUUACGGAAGGCGGUCGCGUAGCCGUUCAAACUACGGUGGAAAUGGAAAACGAAAUAGAUCCAGGUCGAUGUCAUAUGAAAGUAAGUGCGAGCCAAAAGCCGUGCCGCGUUACUACGGGCGUCGCAAAGAAGACAAAUCUUCGAGUGAACUCUCGCUCGAUUCUGACUCUAGCACUUCGGAUCAUAAUUAUAAAUCUUCAGUCGGCAAUAAAUCACAGGCAAACCAGAAUCAGUUACGAUUAACUGGAUCCAGCUCCAAAGGAACAUCGCGUGAGGCGCUGACAAUGAAGGAACGGCUGAAACGGAAAAUGCAAGCGCAGUUAUCGAGACAGUUGCGUGCGGACAAACGCCUGGAAGCGGAACGUCUGGAACGGGAAAGCAGGAGGCAGGCACGACGAGAUGAAGAGAUGCGGGAACUCGCUAUCAAGCUACGAAGGAAACAACGCGAAAUGCGACACCAACAAAGUCGUCGAUCGAGCGAAGACGACUCCGAAAGAAGUCGAAGUGGAUCAUCGCCCAGAAAAUCGCCAUCGCCAAAAGAGCGAAGUAAGUCCAAGAGCAAAACUCCAGAGAAACGCAUUCAGGUUUGGGAGUCGGAUGAAGUGUCUCCGUACAAGCAGAAGUACCAAGAAGUUGACAGGAGACGUCACGAAGAGGAAUUCAGGCAAAGGAGGGAUAAUAGGAUUUUCAGAGGCCGCAAAGAUUACAGAGGACAAAGACAUGAAGAUGGACCUUCAAGAAGAGAUGACUCCGAUGGGAGAAAAGUGAAGUUGGUGGACUAUUGA
Molecule: messenger RNA, 2034 nt
Organism: Pieris macdunnoughi
Lineage: Eukaryota; Metazoa; Arthropoda; Insecta; Lepidoptera; Pieridae
Source: the annotation of a GenBank genome assembly